AUGGCUGUCGUUAGAGGCUUCAUGUCAAAGGCCAUGCUCCGAAUUCCCAUGUUGAAGACCAUACAAUGGAAAUUUACGACUGUAAGAUGUGCUUCUGGACCUAUAAGGCGAGAUAUUACUGAAGGCCCCCCUCCACAAACCAAUGGAACACCUAAAACGGAAGCUGUGACGGAUGAGUACAGGCCAGGAAUUACCACAGGGCCCCCUCCACAAACCAAUCAAGUACCUCAAGCAGAAAUCUCAAAGUAA
Messenger RNA from Prunus armeniaca (apricot), 249 nucleotides. The record is from the annotation of a GenBank genome assembly. Lineage: Eukaryota; Viridiplantae; Streptophyta; Magnoliopsida; Rosales; Rosaceae.